Molecule: messenger RNA, 7919 nt
Organism: Oreochromis niloticus (Nile tilapia)
Lineage: Eukaryota; Metazoa; Chordata; Actinopteri; Cichliformes; Cichlidae
Product: alpha-tectorin
Biological process (GO): cell-matrix adhesion
Molecular function (GO): protein binding
Source: RefSeq, a predicted model, not a curated record
GUACACUAGAAGAAGAACCCAAAGUCCAUUUAUUUAAUGGUAUUGAGUAAAUAAGGGCUACAUAUAGAUAAAAAAUAAAAUUUUCUUUGUUUUGUGAAGAGAACUGAUUUGACAGAAUGGCGGGUCAAAUCAUGUUUUUCGUGUUGCUCUUGGGAAUGACAGGUGUAGUCACUACUCAGGCUGUCAGACCUCUUUACCCAACAUCUGGAACUGCAAGCUCUCCGGUCGAUGAUGGAAGUUCUCCACAGAUUACCCUGCUAAGACCUUUUUUCUAUUUUGGGCGGACAUAUAACAGUAUUUAUGUCAAUCAUAAUGGACACCUAACAUUUACUGGUCCACUAAGUGAAUAUAGAAGUCAGAGGUUCCCACAAGGCAUCAGAGACAUCAUUGCUCCAUUCUGGACAGAUUUAGACAACAGAGGAAAUGGUAAGAUCUACUACAACCAAUACACCAGUGGAACUGUUCUCCAGCAAGCUACACGGGACAUCAAUCAAUACUUUCCAGGACUGAACUUUAAUGCCAACUGGGUCUUUGUUGCAACAUGGUUUGAGGUGGCCUAUUAUCCCACAAGUGGAACACGCACUACUGUCCAAGCUGUGCUGAUCUCUGGAGGCCAAUAUUCAUUUGUGCUGAUGAACUACGGUAUAAUAGCCUCAACAACACUGAGCAUUCAGGCUGGUUAUGAUACAAUUGGCUCCACUCACUAUUAUGUCCUCCCUGGAUCAUUCACCAGUGCUGCAUCAGGGAGUAACUCAAAUUUUCGCCUUGGCAGCAACGUCAAUGAACCUGGUCGCUGGGCCUUCCGGACAGACCAUGGCUCAACAGGCUGCACUUUCAACGGUGAAUUAGUGCAGCUGGGUGCUUCAUUCUGGAGUGACAGGACCUGUGCACAGAAGUGCACAUGUACCUCAACAGGCCUGCAGUGCCGCAACCAGCCGUGCUCCUUUUCACAGAUCUGCCAGCAAACUUCCUUCCAGUUCUCCUGUCAGACAGUGCCAAGAGGAACCUGCACCAUAAGCGGUGAUCCCCAUUACUACACCUUUGAUGACACAGUGUUUCACUUUCAAGGCACUUGCACCUAUGUUCUCUCUGAGCAAUGUAAUAGUGGACUGCCCUACUACAGAGUAGAGGGCAAAAAUGAGCACAGAGGCAGUACUCGAGUCUCUUGGACACGACUGGUGAAAGUGCAUGUCUACAAUGACACAAUUGAGCUUGUCAAAGGGCGUCGUGGUCAGGCUAAGGUUAACGGGAACUUUGCAUCCACUCCAUUCUCCCUUAGCAAUGACACUGUGCAGGUUUAUGAGUCAGGUUUUUCUGUGUUUGUCAGCACUGACUUUGGUUUAGUGGUGUCUUAUGACACAAAUCAUUAUGUCCAGAUCAGCUUGCCCUACACUUACCAGAAUGCAACAUGCGGUCUUUGUGGAAAUUUCAAUGGCAUUCGUAGAGAUGACUUUCAAACUCGGGAGGGUGAGGUUGUGAGCUCUGAUGUGGUUUUUGCUAACAGCUGGCAAGCAUCUGGGGAUGAUGAGCCUGGCUGUGGGCCACAGUGCGGAGGUCUGGACUGUGCUGUUUGCACUGUAGAAGAGACAGCAUUGUACAGCAAUACUGGCCACUGUGGUAUCCUCAGCAGUAGUUCUGGACCUUUUGCAGCUUGCCAUCAACAACUUCCUCCACAGUCCUUUGCGGACAGUUGUGUGUAUGAUCUGUGUGUAGGAGGAGGGUACCAACCCAUUCUCUGUCAAGCCCUAAGUGUGUAUGCAAGUCAGUGUCAACAAAAUGGUGUUCAGCUACCAAGUUGGAGGAGACCCGGCUUUUGUGAAAUCCCAUGCCCAGCCAACAGCCACUUUGAGUCUGAAGGCACAGGAUGUCCAGCUACCUGUGUUAAUCCCAACUCUACCCACAACUGCCCUCUACCUCCCCAGGAAAGCUGCAUCUGUGAUUCAGGCUACAUCCUCAGUGGUGGAGUCUGCGUCCCUCAUGCUGAGUGUGGCUGCAGCUUUGAGGGCCGUUACUACCGCUCUGGACAAACUGUAAUACUAGACAAAAACUGUGGGAGGCAUUGUAGCUGCAGUUAUGGCUCCAUGACUUGUCAGUCUCAUGGUUGUGGCCCACUUGAAUCAUGCAAGGUGGAAGAUGGAGAAAGAGGAUGCAGACCAAAUAGCUAUGAAACAUGUUGGAUCAGAGGCCCAGGGUCAUAUCAGACAUUUGAUGGACUGACAUACCAAUAUCCUGGAGCGUGUCGAUUGACACUUACCAAAGUUAUGGGACUGUCCAGCCACCCAAACUUCAUGGUGACAGCAGAAAAAUUGCCAAGAGGUCAGGAAGGUUUUGUGCGAAUUCUGCAUUUUGAAGCAGAGGGGAUACACGUAUCUAUUGAGAUGACAAGGAACAGUAAAGUGAAGGUUAACGGUCAGCUGAUCAGGCUGCCUUUCAGCACUCCAUCCAACCGCAUCCAACUCUUCCACAGCAGCAUUUACAGUGUCAUCAUUCGCACCUCCUUUGGUGUAACUGUGCAGACAGUCUGGCCUCACUUUGUCCGUGUCACUGCUCCUGGUGUCUACAAUGGUUCACUGGGUGGACUCUGUGGUAACUACAAUGGUCAUCCACACGAUGACUUCCGCACACCCAUCGGUUUCCUGGUCAACAGCUCUCAGGACUUUGGAGACAGCUGGCGAGAUGGCUCUCUGGCUGCUCACUGCGUGGAAAGCAUGAACCAAAAUUCUACAACUAAUUACAAUUCUAGUGAGUACUGUGGCAUUCUCAGCUCACCAGAUGGGCCAUUUGUACCCUGUUGGUCUGAGGUUGACCCAAGGCAGCAGGUGGAUGUAUGUGUGGAGAUCACGAGGGGCUCUAGCGAUCCAGCAUCAACUUUGUGUGACGUCCUACGAGAUUAUGCACUAAUGUGUCAACAGAAGGGUGUUGCCUUAGGACAAUGGAGAGAUGCAACUGGCUGUGCACUAACCUGCCCAUCAAACAGCCAUUAUGAACUCUGUGGAACCUCUUGUCCUUCUGCUUGCCCCAGCCUCUCUUUCCCCUUCACCUGUGAUACUGUGUGCCAGGAGGGUUGUCAGUGUAACAGUGGUUUUAUUCUCAAUGGCGACCAGUGUGUUCCACCAACAUCUUGUGGAUGCUAUCACCAAGGAUGCUAUCACCAAGGUGGUGAGCAGUUCUGGGAUGGUGAAGAAUGUCAGAGCUUGUGUACCUGUAACGGAAAUACAGGGAACGUCCGCUGUACUCCCAACUCCUGUGGGCCCCAGGAGUCCUGCCGUGUGGUGGAGGGCGAGUUUGGCUGCCAUCCCAACCCCCAUGGCACCUGCUCUGCCUCUGGAGACCCUCACUACAUCACCUUUGAUCGUAAGGCCUAUGACUUCCAAGGAACCUGCCGCUAUGUUCUGGUGACCCUUUGUAAUGCCACUGAUGAGCUCAGUCAGUUUUCUGUGGAAGCUAAAAAUGAAGCACUGAAUGGGCGUCCACUUUCAACAGUAGCUGAAGUUUUUGUGAAUGUGUGGGGCUACGAUGUUCAUAUGUCAAGGGAUAGAAGAGGUUUGGUACAAGUGAAUGGAGUAACUAGAAAUUUACCUAUUAUCUUGAAUGAAGGUAACGUGUCUAUCUAUGCAACAGGAACUCAAAUACUUGUCAGCACUAAUUUUGGCUUGAGUGUCACCUAUAAUGGAUAUAGUGCAGUGUUUAUCUCCGUACCACCAAAUUACAGAGAAAAAAUAUGCGGACUUUGUGGAAAUUUUAAUGGAAAUCCAAAUGAUGACUUUCACACACCAUCUGGAAUGAUAGUCACAUCACCAGAUGAGUUUGGGAGAGCCUGGAAGGUGCCAGGCAACUACACGUGCAAUGACAGCUGUGGCUCCUCCUGUCCACAGUGUACCAAUGAACAGCCCGCUAGAGAUCAGUGUGAGGUGAUCCAGGCAGCUGAUGGGCCCUUCAGUUUCUGCCACGAGGAGGUGGACCCGGCGCCAUAUUUCAACGACUGCGUGUUUGAUGUAUGUUUGUCAGGAAUACAAGGCCACGAUCUCUUGUGCAGUGCCAUUGAAUCAUAUGUCCGUGCCUGUCAGUCUGCUAAUGUCCGAAUCUAUCCGUGGAGGGAGAACACCACCUGCACACUCGACUGUCCAGCCAACAGCCAUUAUGAGCUGUGCGGUACUGACUGUGGCCACACCUGUGCCAGUAGCAUUGAUGAAACCUGUGAGCAGUUCUGCUCUGAGGGAUGUUUCUGUGAUGAAGGCUUCAUCAAGAGUGGGACCAGGUGUGUCCCAGUGGAGAGCUGUGGCUGCCAAUAUGAUGGAUUCUACUAUGAUGCUGGCGAGUCCUUCUGGACAGACGGUUGCUCCCAGAGAUGUGAAUGUCAUGCUCCAAAUGACCUGCGAUGUUCUGCUGCAUCUUGCACUCCUGAACAGCAGUGCUCCAUCAGAGACGGCCAGCUGGGCUGUUACGAUGCCAUGUCCACCUGCACCGUGUGGGGGGAUCCACACUACAUCACCUUUGAUGGAGCAGUGGCUCAUUUCCAGGGAACUUGCUCCUACAUCAUCGCUGAGAGCACGAACCAUGGCACCAAUGAAACACAGUUUCAGGUGAUAGCCACCAACAAUCACCGUGGAAACAACCGUGUGUCAUUUGUGUCUGCAGUGGACAUAUACCUCUCAAAUCAUCCAGAAAGUGUGUACAUCAGGAUUGGGCCCAAUAAAAGAGUAACGGUGGAUGGAGUAACUAGAAAUUUACCUAUUGUCUUGAAUGAAGGUAAUGUGUCUAUCUAUGCAACAGGAACUCAAAUACUUGUCAGCACUAAUUUUGGCUUGAGUGUCACCUAUAAUGGAUAUAGUGCAGUGUUUAUCUCCGUACCACCAAAUUACAGAGAAAAAAUAUGCGGACUUUGUGGAAAUUUCAAUGGAAAUCCAAAUGAUGACUUUCACACACCAUCUGGAAUGAUAGUCACAUCUCCAGAUGAGUUUGGGAGAGCCUGGAAGGUGCCAGGCAACUACACGUGCAAUGACGGCUGUGGCUCCGCCUGUCCACAGUGUACCAAUGAACAGCCCGCUAGAGAUCAGUGUGAGGUGAUACAGGCACCUGAUGGGCCCUUCAAUUUCUGCCACGAGGAGGUGGACCCGGCACCAUAUUUCAACGACUGCGUGUUUGAUGUAUGUUUGUCAGGAAAUCAAGGCCACGAUCUCUUAUGCAGUGCCAUUGAAUCAUAUGUCAGUGCCUGUCAGUCUGCUAAUGUUCGAAUCUAUCCAUGGAGAGAGAACGCCACCUGCACACUGGACUGUCCAGCCAACAGCCAUUAUGAGCUGUGCGGUACUGACUGUGGCCACACCUGUGCCAGUAGCAUUGAUGAAACCUGUGAGCAGUUCUGCUCUGAGGGAUGUUUCUGUGAUGAAGGCUUCAUCAAGAGUGGGACCAGGUGUGUCCCAGUGGAGAGCUGUGGCUGCCAAUAUGAUGGAUUCUACUAUGAUGCUGGCGAGUCCUUCUGGACAGACGGUUGCUCCCAGAGAUGUGAAUGUCACGCUCCCAAUGACCUGCGAUGUUCUGCUGCAUCUUGCACUCCUGAACAGCAGUGCUCCAUCAGAAACGGACAACUGGGCUGUUACGAUGCCAUGUCCACCUGCACUGUGUGGGGAGAUCCACACUACAUCACCUUUGAUGGAGCAGUGGCUCAUUUCCAGGGAACUUGCUCCUACAUCAUUGCUGAGAGCACGAACCAUGGCACUAAUGAAACCCAGUUUCAGGUGAUAGCCACCAACAAUCACCGUGGAAACAACCGUGUGUCAUUUGUGUCUGCAGUGGACAUAUACCUCUCAAAUCAUCCAGAAAGUGUGCACAUCAGGAUUGGACCCAAUAAAAGAGUCACGGUAAAUGGAAAUGAUGUGUCUCUUCCCACCACAGUAGGAAUCUUAGCUCAGGUGGUAAGGCAGGGAAGCUACAUAGUGGUUGAUGCCUCUGACUUGCUAGUCCAGUUUGAUGGUCAGAGCACUUUACUGGUCAGACUGGGCCAAAACCGUCAUGACAGAGUCACAGGGAUGUGUGGAAACUCUAACAAUGAUCCUUCAGAUGACAAAGUCUUACCCAAUGGCACACUGGCACAAAACGAUAAUUAUUUUGGACACAGCUGGAAGUCACCCACCAGCCAACCAGGAUGUGGCUCCACUGAUGAAGAUGAUGAUGGACUGAAUGACUGCACCUUUAGAGAAGAAUACUCCCAACUCUGCAGUGUCAUCACCAACACCACCGGCCCAUUUAGCGCCUGCCACCUGCACUCUGACCCCGAGCCAUUUUUCUCUUCCUGUGUCUACGACCUCUGCCUCUACACUCCAGCCAAUGGGAUGCUGUGUUCCGCUGUCUCCGCCUAUGAGAGAACCUGCUCUGUUCUGGGGCUAGACAUCCCUGACUGGCGCUCUGCUUUGCAUUGUGAUGAGUCAGACCCCUGUGAAAAGCUGGACUGCACAGAGCACGAGUGGUGUGGUGAGAAGGACGGUGUCUAUGGCUGCUUCUGUGAUGAGCACCACCAUCGGCCAAACAAUGAGAGCUACGACUCGUCCAUCACUUGUGUCAGUAGUUCUGGCACCAUAUCUCUGUCCCGCUGUCAGCUGUUUGAGGCCGGCUUCCACUCUGAUGCCCUCCAUCUUCGAGAUGAAACCUGCAACGGGACUCUUGAGGAUGGUCGACUGGUUUUCCACUUCAACAAUGAUGACCAGCUUUGUGGGACAAUGCUGAGGAGCAACGGGACUCAUUUCAGUUAUGAGAACACCAUCAGCGGGGAUGUGGACUCUCAUGAUGGCCUCGUAAAUCGUGAGAAGAGCAUCCACCUGCACUUCUCCUGUGACUAUCCUCUGACCCAGGCACUGUCUAUGGAUGUUGGUUAUAUGACAUUGUGGUUGCUACUUUUCCAAAGAUUGCACACACACCUGACCACUUUAUGAAUUUAUUAUGGCCCUGGCUUCCACUUCCCUUUGGCCAGAAACAGAAAUUUAGAAAUGGAAAUAGAUGAGAGGUUAUACAUUGAGGUUCAGACGCAGGGAAUCGAUGAGCGGCAGAUCUCCACUAUUCUGGACUCUUGCUGGGCAACGCCUGUUAAUGAUGCCAGCUACCCUGUGCGCUGGGAUCUCAUCACUACACAGUGUCCUAAUCCAGCAGAUGGCACAGUAGAGCUGGUUCAGAACGGCGUCUCCACCGUAGCCCGUUUCUCAUUCAGGAUGUUCACCUUUACCAACUUUUCAUCUAUCUACCUGCACUGCCAGGUCCACCUGUGUCUUUUGAGACACAAUAACAGCACAGCUCAUUGCUACCCAGGUUACCAUGCAAGAGUGGCGAGGGAUAUUUCCUACCAUGACAGUGAAGGCAUUUCAUUGGGACCGCUAGUAUUGAACACAGAAAGAAGAAUGAAAGCAAGCAGCUCUCCAGGCCUCUUGACAUCUCUGGUGACCCUGAUAGUCUGUUUGCUGACUGCAAAUAUUCUGAUCUAGAGAAAUCAAGUUAAUGCACAAAUUACAGCAAACUCAGCAGUCGUAUAAUAACUGAGUAUAAAUUUAAUAAUUAAAACUAGAAUCAGAAGACUUUUUUUAUAUAUACAUAGAGGAAUACUGAUGGUCUGAAAAGUGGAUGUUACUGAAUAUUUGACAUCUGUGAAAAUGCUUCUUAUUUGCUCUGAGUGCUCCUGUUUGUAAUCGCUGCAGUUUUUCUUUGCAACACUGGAGGGCAGCAUCUGAUCAAAAACCUAUCUUGUAUGCUUCUGUUUCCAGUUCAUGAGUUUUAACUUCAGGUCAUUCAGGUUCAUUUUAACAUGGUUACAUCAUGAUUUAUUUUGUAGUAUUCAUUCAUUCAUUAGCAAAUAUAAAAAUAAUGAAGAAGAAAUGUAUGUGUGAAAUAUGAAUGUCUUGUAAACUGUGAGAAAAUACAGUCUGAGUUGAUUGACA